AGUUUCAGUUGAAAUCGUUGGGUGUCGCGGUUCGGUCCCCAUUGAAUUCUCCCGCUGCGCCUUUCGCCUUUACAUUGCAUUCUGUGAUAUUUGCUUGUGAUUAGAUCCUGAUCAGGACUUUUCACAGUUAUUACUAAAUUUUGUGGUUGUUAAAUAAAGUGUUGUGGUUAAUCCAUUCGAAACGCAUUUUGAACUUUGUGCAAUAUACUUUUAAUACACAUUAACAACCAUGCUGCGUAAUAGCUAUAAAGCGCUGCGCAACAAUUUAUUAGGCAAUACCUGGAGAGCAGCGAGCUCCCAUGGGCCCAGACAACCACUGCUGCCGCCUGAGAAGCGCUUAGAAAAGGCUCAUCCACAGUUCACAGAGCGCAGUCAGCUCAAAUAUGCUCGUCGUCUAGUUGUGAAGCUGGGCAGUGCUGUGAUAACACGUGAAGAUAAUCAUGGCUUGGCCUUGGGCCGCUUGGCCUCCAUUGUGGAGCAGGUUGCCGAGUGCCACUUGGAGGGACGUGAGGUGAUUAUGGUGACCAGCGGUGCUGUGGCCUUUGGCAAACAAAAACUGGCCCAAGAGCUGCUUAUGUCGCUUUCGAUGCGCGAAACCCUUAAUCCCAAGGACUCCAAAGAGUUCGAUGGUGCCACAUUGGAGCCACGUGCGGCCGCUGCGGUGGGUCAAUCGGGUCUUAUGUCCCUCUACGAUGCAAUGUUUGCGCAAUAUGGCGUUAAGAUAGCCCAGGUGCUGGUGACCAAGCCGGAUUUCUACAACGAGGAAACACGCAACAAUCUCUUCUCUACGCUCUCCGAAUUAAUUAGCCUAAAUAUUGUGCCAAUCAUAAACACGAACGAUGCCGUGUCACCACCAAUGUUCAUACGUGACGAUGAGCCAGCUGGCGGAGCCAGAAAGGGCAUCCCUAUUAAAGACAACGACAGUCUGUCUGCCAUGCUCGCCGCUGAAGUGCAGGCGGAUCUGCUUAUCCUCAUGUCCGAUGUCGAUGGCAUUUACAAUAAGCCGCCGUGGGAGGAUGGCGCCAAGCUCAUGCACACCUACACCAGCGAUGACAUGAACAGCAUUGAGUUUGGCAAGAAGUCUAAGGUCGGCACCGGCGGCAUGGACUCUAAGGUAAAGGCGGCUACUUGGGCACUGGAUCGAGGCGUUAGCGUUGUUAUAUGCAAUGGCAUGCAGGAGAAGGCUAUUAAGACAAUUGUGGGUGGCAGAAAAGUUGGCACAUUCUUUACGGAAUCAACGGAGAGCGCCAACUCCGUGCCCGUCGAGGUGAUGGCCGAGAAUGCUCGCAUUGGCAGUCGACAGAUGCAAGCGUUGACCGCUGCCCAACGUGCCACAGCCGUAAACAACUUGGCCGAUCUGCUGGUUAGCCGUGAGAAAUACAUUUUGGAUGCCAAUGCCAAGGACUUGGCCGAGGCCAAGAAGAAUGGACUGGCCAAGCCGUUGUUGUCGCGUUUAUCACUCAAUUCGGCCAAGCUAAAGAAUCUGUCGAUUGGUUUGAAGCAGAUUGCUGAUGACAGUCACAAGAAUGUGGGUCGUGUACUGCGUCGCACUCAACUGGCCGAUGGACUGGAAUUGAAGCAGGUGACAGUGCCCAUUGGUGUGCUGCUGGUUAUCUUCGAAUCCCGCCCAGACUCAUUGCCCCAAGUGGCUGCUCUUGCCAUGGCAUCGGCCAAUGGUUUGCUCUUGAAGGGCGGCAAGGAGGCUGCACACAGCAACAAAGCCCUAAUGGAGUUGGUCAAGGAGGCGCUGAGCAGUGUGGGUGCCGAGCAUGCUGUGUCCCUGGUGUCGACACGCGAGGAGAUUAGCGAUCUACUUGCCAUGGAGAAUCACAUCGACUUGAUUAUUCCUCGUGGCUCCUCGGAGCUGGUGCGCAACAUUCAGGAGCAGUCGUUGCACAUUCCCGUACUGGGUCAUGCUGAGGGCGUCUGCCACGUCUACAUUGACAGGGAUGCUGAUCUGAAGAAGGCGCUGCACAUAGCUCGUGAUGCCAAGUGCGAUUAUCCAGCAGCCUGCAAUGCCAUGGAAACGUUGCUCAUCCACGAGGAUCUAAUGAGUGGAGAGAUUUUCAACGAUGUCUGCAACAUGCUGAAACGUGAGGGAGUCAAAAUCUAUUCGGGACCGCGUCUGAAUCAGCAGCUGACAUUCGGUCCGCCUGCGGCAAAGAGUUUGAGACAUGAAUACGGUGCGCUGGAGUGCUGCAUUGAGAUUGUGCCCAGCUUGGAGGAGGCCAUUAAUCACAUACAUACGUACGGAAGUGGACACACCGAUGUCAUUGUAACGGAGAAUGAUGCCGCAGCAAAGCAUUUCCUUGGCAGCGUGGACAGCGCCUGUGUGUUCCACAAUGCGAGCUCGCGUUUUGCGGACGGUUUCCGGUUUGGCCUUGGCGCCGAGGUGGGCAUCUCAACGGCACGGAUCCAUGCACGUGGCCCCGUCGGUGUGGAGGGGCUGCUGACAACCAAAUGGAUACUCAACGGUCAGGAUCACGCUGCUGCGGACUUCGCUGAGGGAGGAAAACGCACGUGGAUCCACGAAUCGCUACCCAUUGAUUAGUUUACCUUUCGCCUGCAAUUUUUGUUUGUUCGUUUUAGUUUCUAAGUUCUCUAUGUACAUACAUAUACAUAUUUGUAACAUA
Molecule: messenger RNA, 2633 nt
Organism: Drosophila sulfurigaster albostrigata
Lineage: Eukaryota; Metazoa; Arthropoda; Insecta; Diptera; Drosophilidae
Gene: P5CS
Product: delta-1-pyrroline-5-carboxylate synthase
Exons: 12
Coding region: 230-2551 (773 amino acids)
Cellular component (GO): cytoplasm; mitochondrion
Molecular function (GO): ATP binding; glutamate 5-kinase activity; glutamate-5-semialdehyde dehydrogenase (NADP+) activity
Source: RefSeq, a predicted model, not a curated record